Prosopis cineraria is the source of this 1874-nucleotide messenger RNA. Its product is annotated as phospholipase A1-Igamma1, chloroplastic-like. Gene Ontology annotation, biological process: lipid metabolic process. Lineage: Eukaryota; Viridiplantae; Streptophyta; Magnoliopsida; Fabales; Fabaceae. The record is from RefSeq and is a predicted model, not a curated record. The coding region runs from base 90 to 1658 and encodes 522 amino acids. Gene Ontology annotation, molecular function: glycerophospholipase activity. The transcript has 2 exons.
CUGCAGUCGGAAAUAUGUUUAUUUGCUUCCCCAGCAAUGGGCAUAGCUCCCCACAGGGAUUAAAUUGAAGCUUUGCCUCGACAACUCCAAUGGCUGUUUCAAUCUCCGGCGUCGUCAUUCCCUUGUCAAGGAUCCGGGUCCAGGCUGACUUCCCAUCCUACAAAAAAUCUCCAGCGCCAUUGUCCCUCGCCUGUAACAAGUCUCUAUCGAUAGCCGCAGAACCAGCUACAAGAAAAUCUACAAUAUGCAAGGUCUUGUCCGAAUCCGACUCGACCUUGUCGUCGAUGGUCACCGAGCUCGAGAGGGAACGAGUACGAGUAAGUGGAGACGAAGAACAAGAAGCUGACAAGGCGCAUUCCAAAGAAUCCCACGACGCGGGACUGCCUUAUGUUUGGCGCGACAUCCACGGGGAGAACGACUGGGUUGGGCUUCUUGACCCCAUGGACCCACUUCUACGAUCAGAACUGAUUCGCUACGGCGAAAUGGCUCAAGCCUGCUACGACGCUUUCGAUUACGACCCCUUUUCCAAGUACUGUGGGAGCUGCCGAUUCACGCGUGGCAAGUUCUUCAAGUCCCUGGGAAUGAAUCAACUCGGCUACGACGUCACGCGCUACCUCUACGCCACCCCAAACAUCAACCUCCCCAACUUCUUCAAGAAGUCCCGAUGGCCCAGAAUGUGGAGCAAUGACGCUAACUGGGCGGGAUAUGUCGCCAUCUCCGAUGACCGAGCUACCAAAAGACUGGGCCGCAGAGACAUAACGAUUGCAUGGAGAGGAACUGUGAGCCGGCUGGAAUGGAUCGUGGACUUGAUGGAUUUUCUCAAACCCAUCUCCUCCAACAACAUCCCCUGCCCGGACCAAACAGUGAAAGUGGAAUCCGGUUUUGUGGAUCUCUACACCUCGAAGGACGACGCGUGCCGGUUCUGCAGAUACUCGGCGAGGGAGCAGAUCUUGGCAGAGGUAAGGCGGUUGCUAGAAAUGUACGAAGACGAGGAACUGAGCAUAACGAUCACGGGCCACAGCCUGGGGAGCGCGCUGGCUGUAUUGAGCGCUUACGACAUAGUGGAAACGGGGUUGCACGUGAAGAAGGAUAGCAGAGCAGUGCCGGUCUCGGUGUUUUCGUUUUCUGGUCCGAGAGUGGUGAACGUGAGGUUCAAGGAGAGGUUGGAGUGCCUGGGAGUGAAGGUUCUGAGGGUGUUUAACGCGCACGAUAUUGUGCCCAAGUCACCUGGGUUUCUGUUCAACGAGCAGGUGCCGUCGAUGCUGAUGAAGUUGGCCGAGCCUUUGCCGUGGAGCUAUUCACACGUUGGGGUGGAGUUCCAGUUGGACCAUCACAGCUCGCCGUUUCUGAAGCCCACCAACGAUCCUGUUUGUGCCCAUAACUUGGAGGCUCUCUUGCAUUUGAUUGACGGAUACCACGGAAGAGGGGAGAGAUUUGUGCUGGCGAGUGGGAGGGACCCUGCACUGGUGAACAAGGCGUGCGACUUCUUGAAAGAUCAUUACUUGGUGCCGCCUAACUGGAGGCAAGACGAGAACAAGGGCAUGAUCAAGAACAGGGACGGACGAUGGGAACAGCCUGAACGCCCUAAACUCGACGAUCACCCUCACGACAUUCAUCAUCAUCUCUGCCAGUUAGGCCUUGCUUCCUCUGAUUUUUAAACACUGGUACUACGGACUACCCCCCAAAUGCACCUUUCCCUGUUUCAAUAUAUGUCUAGCAAGUUUCUGCAAUAUCCGUAUAAAUUUUGAACAAGUGCCUACCUCGGUGGAUCCUUGUACAAUAAUGGAUACACCUGCCAGGGAAUAUAAUAAUGCAUCAGGCUCUCCUGUAUCACGUUUUGAUUUUCGUUUAUAUAUUAGUUGUUGUUGGACUUA